This is a messenger RNA of Grus americana (Whooping crane), 9315 nucleotides long. It is a transcript of the gene GPRIN3, whose product is annotated as GPRIN family member 3. Gene Ontology annotation, cellular component: plasma membrane. Gene Ontology annotation, biological process: neuron projection development. NCBI's taxonomy places the organism in Eukaryota, Metazoa, Chordata, Aves, Gruiformes, Gruidae. The coding region runs from base 372 to 2774 and encodes 800 amino acids. The transcript is spliced from 2 exons. The record is from RefSeq and is a predicted model, not a curated record.
GUGGCAGAGGCUGGCUGGGGCCGCUCCGCCCUAACCUCCCGCCGCUGCCUCUCUGUAGUCGGCCCCAAUCGCCUCCCCCCUGCCCCCCGCGGCGGGGAGGGCCACCCCAGCCGAGCCCUCCUCCCUCCGCCCGCCCUCCUCCCGCCGCUGCACACCCCGAGGAAGGGCUUGUUUUCCUGCCCGGAUGAUGAAUUUCUCCGCAAGGUCAUCCCUGCCCACGGCGGCAGCGGCGUGCCCGCGGCUCCCUGGGCGCCGCCGGGGAGAUUAACUUCACAGAAAACCCGUCGCUGACAGCCUGCCCUGUUGUACCACCGCUGGGCGAGAAAACUCUGAGGAGAAGCUGAGGGCAAACCACGUCUCAGAGGCAGUCCAUGGGGACUGUACCAGAUCCUCUGAGAUCUGCCAAGCUUUCCCUGGUCACAGCUUCUGCAGAGGAGGACCACCUGGGAGACCUGCAGCCUGCUAAGCGCCAGCCCCAACAACCCAGUGGAGAGAGGGCCAGCAAUGGCUUCCCGUGCACGCCGUCCGACUCUGCUGGAGUUUGCUUCUUCGACCUGAAACGCGCGGCGGCUGCCAGCGCGCAGAGGUGUGAGCAAUGCCACGAGGACGAUGCUAGCCAGCAGGAAGCCUUAGCCCCAGGGCUCGCCAGCAAAGCUGCGGAGGGACGUCCUGCGGCCGUAGGUCCUGCUGGGUGCUCCCAGCCAGCGGGCAGCUGGGGAUCAGCAGCGCCAGCCCCCGCUGCGGCAGAAGCCCCCGCUGCGGCAGAAGCCCCCUCGGCGGGGCAGGGGCCAGAGAUGAUGCCGGCCCCCCAGAGCUCCCGGCAGUUUGUGCAAGGCAGCCAGGCAAAAACAAGCUGCCUGACGCAAAUAGAUGAUUCUGCCUUGAAACCUCAGGGGACUGACGAUCAGCCAGCACUUGAAGUGUUAAAUUAUUCUUCCCCGGGCGAUCCUAUUAGGGGUAAUGAAUCUUGUCGUACUUCUCAGGCAAACCUUCUGCAAAGAGGGGAAAAAGACAGAGGAGCAGAAAACCGUGGUUCUGCUGCGUGUCAGUCAGCCUCGCCAGCGAGGCACACCGAAGCUGACCUGGGGGGAGACCCGCAGACCAGUUUGGAGGCAAAAAGCAGCGCUGCGGACACCGCGCAGUUGCAUCCCACAGAUAAAACUGAAGCGGUGCAGAGCAGCAAGACACCAGCCCCAUCUAGCCACGAGAGUCUGCGUCCCGUACGCAACGCGGACGCCGAGCCGGGGAGUCCAGGCCCCACCCAGCUCUCCAAGUUCAGAGAAACGGGUACAAUGACGGUCCAGCCGGAGAGCAGCUCUUUAACUCAGGAAGCAGUGAGCAGGACGUGGCGAGAUGCUGAGGUUCAGGCCGUGGCUACUGUGGAGAGCAAAUCGGCCUCCACCAGUCCCAGCAUCCUUGCUGCCUUCUUAAAAGGGAAUCCUCCUCCAGAAGAGCAGGAAGAACUGCACGUAAUUUACCAAGGAGGUAUGGGAGUGAGCCAGUUUGCACUUACUGACAGUUCAUCCUCACAACAAAAGUCCCCAUGUUCCGGGAUCACGUCAAAAUCGACUGUUGUUAUGGCUGCAACUGCUUCAGCCCAAACCCAGCAUGUCAAACUGCCUGUGCUCCCAUCUGACGUGGUGUCUCCAGCGUCAGCAGAUCAUGCAAAACCUGUUCUCCCCUUCUCCCCUGCAGCCGUUACCUCCCAAGGGACAUCUGUGGGUAAUGCCGAAACGAUCGGUGCAGCCCGUGAUGGCAAGGAUGCCGUUCGGCCGCCGAUGGAUGCUCCAGUCCCACCAAAGCCCACCCCCGUUGAGCAGCUUGCAGCUGAUGCCAGUAAUCAAACUCCAGCGCAGUCUGGGUCUGGCGCUGGUGAACCAAGCACCACUUCUGCUGCCGCCGUCCCAGGAACCGAGAACAACGUGCGAGAUGUUGUCCGUGAUGCAGGAAGCAGCCAGUUACCUUUACUCUGUAGCACGGACAGUGAAGCCAAGGAGAAGGAGGUCCUGGGCAGCUCUGAGCAAAAGCCUGUGCAAAGUAAGGGUGCGAGUGAAGGGGAGGCCGUUCCUAAUCAAUCUGUGGUAAAACCAAAGGAAGAAGACUCGGCGGUGCUCGAUCCUAAAGGAGGGAUGAAUGUUAGCAGCCAACCUGCCGCUGUCCGCGUAAAGGCGUGCUUGGAGGAUGCGGGUGAAAAGGAGGAGAGCGGAGGCCAGGGAGACACUGACCAGGCUCGGACGGACGGCGGCCAGAGCCCGCAGGCAGGACUGACACCCGAGUUGAGUGCAAGUUCUGCGCGUCUCGCCCCUCCCUCAGAGCCAUCAGCAGCUCCCCAGCAGCAAGGCCUCCAGGCCAAGGAGUCCAGUCGCCAGCUUCACACAGCAGCUCUUCCUGCUUCACCUCAGGCUUUGCCAAACCUGGGGGAAAACAAAAAGCAGCCCACCCCGGCCAUGGAGGCGAAAGUGCAGGUGAAGCAGUCCAAACACGUCAGGGAUGUUGUUUGGGACGAGCAGGGCAUGACGUGGGAGGUUUACGGUGCUUCCCUCGAUGCAGAAUCCCUGGGAAUUGCCAUCCAGAACCACUUACAGAGACAAAUACGGGAACACAAGAAACUGAUCCGGGCCCAGAACAGUCAGACCCGGAAAUCCAUUUCCUCAGAUACGUCCUCAAAUAAAAAACUGAAAGGGAGGCAGCACAACGUGUUCCAGUCCAUGCUGCAGAAUUUUAGGCGUCCUAAUUGCUGCGUCCGACCCGCUCCCUCCUCUGUGUUGGACUGACGUGCUUCGCAGGGGUGCGUAGGUGUCUGCGGUGGUAGAGAGAAUCCCUCCCCUCAAGUCUUGAGUCCUGAUGUUCAGUUGUGUUUUUGGGGUUGUGAUGCAGCAACAGUGGAAAAUUAUUCCCCUUUGUUUUCUGAGUAGCCACGUGCUCCAUCACGCCGUUAUUAUUGCCACAGCUGGUGUAUUUCCACGUUAUGCCCCCAUCCUGACUACCGUCGGGUGAAAAGCUAGGCACUUAGCAAAAGCACAAAUUUAAAUUGCCACCUUGCUGCAGGGAGAGCAGCACCUUCUGAUAAAGCAAGAAGCAGGGAGAUUGUCAGAGUUGUUAUGGGAAGUUAUUUGUGUGCAUCAUGAGGUCUUAUACAAAGGGGUGGGCUGGAGGAAGCUGGGCGAGGUGAAACGAAGGUUCAACAGCUGUAAAGACCUGACGCAAGAUGACUUUCCUGGUGUGUAAGUUACACACACUGAGGCAAGUCUGUGAAAAGUCUACAGACAUUGAUCGCUGAGCUGUGUCACUUCUGGUGAUGCUGGGGGCACCGUUCUCGUGUGAGAGCCAGGUCUUCCCCUCCCACUGAAACGGAGAAGCAGGCACAGAGUGAGGAUCAAGGCUGAAGGAUUGUCUCUUUGGGAGACGUUAAGUCAAUGGGAUUUUGAUGGCUAGAAGGGGAGGUGAGAAAGGGAUAUAUUCUGCGGGCUUUUCCUCCCCUGCAUCAGCCGCGCUUAAGGAAUAAGCAGGCGACGCAGGCGAGGCACGAGAGAGCGUGUCAGCGAUGUGCCCGCAUCCGACGGGACGCUGCCCUCCCUCGCGCUGCGGCGCUCCAGCCGAGUCUGUCGGAAGCAGCGAGCCCUGCCGGCUCCUGAGCCGGGGUGGGCAGCCCCAGCUCCCAGCCUCCCGCGGCACUGAGCACCUCUCCUCUAAACCACUCUUCAAAGUGAUGUGGAUCUUUUCUCUCUCUCCAGAGAUGCACAGCAACGCUUUCCCGUAGGUGCAGGCUAUCCUGUGCGUCUGGGUCCAUGAGCCUACGUGUCUAGUGUGUUACACUGAUUUUUAUUUUUUUUUCCUUUUAAGUCCUUAGCCAACUCUACUUUUUUUUUGCAGUAUUCUGGUGCUUUUCUUGCUACCUUUCAUAGACCGAGUACCAUUUAUUUAGCCUGUGCGUAUUUUGUUUUACCUAAUGCUCUCUAUAUUAUAAACCAUUAUAUUGUUAACUUGAAACAUUUACUUUACACAAGUACUGAAAUCUUGAGACAAUCUUUGCUGUAUUUCUAAUGUUAGAAAAGUUGUAGAAACUGCUAAUAAAAGGUAGCUUAGUGACUCUUUCUCCAGAAGUGUGAUAUACAAUAAUGUCUCAAAUGUAUGUUGGUCACAUUUCUCACCUUAAUAAUAUUUUUCAACCUGGGAAAUCUGUUUCCCACUAGCUUUUUAUUCUGUCCACUAGAGUUCAUGAUGGGAGGCUGGGGAACUCCUGCAGUUUGUAGAAAAUUUAGUUUUCAAUCCUGCAAAGCACUGAGGAUUUGGAUAUUGUAAUCCCACAGAGUACCAGAGUUAAAAAGGGGUUAUUUUUAUUCCAUUAAAGAUUUUUCACGAAUCACAAUGACAAUUUAUUUCUGUCUGUAGUACCACGCAACUGACUUACUCUGUAGAUCUUACUCAUACAACUUACUCUGUAAAUUGUGUAAGUUUACACAGUGUAAAUGAGUAUUAAUAUCUUUUUUUUUCUUUUUUUCUGUGAAGCAAAACUAAGGUGGUCCCCUUUUAUUUAGGAGGCCAGGCUUUUUCUCAACUGCCAAGCCUUCAAAGCAGCUGGUUUGGGGCAGUUUUUCCCCAGCAGAAAGGUAAAAUACUGUAAGAUACAAUAUUGUAACCCAGUUCAAUGAAAGGUGUUGCCCCUAGGCAUAGUACUGAAUUGACUCCUCGUUUUCCUCUGGUAUAUAUUUGGGGGCUUUAUGGCACGUCCUUGUUCCAUUUCUGUACAUUAUUUCCAGUCCUCUCCCGCUUGAUGCUGAAUUGCUAAUUCUGAAAUACCGCGUUAGAGAGUGUCUUCCCACCUCUGCCUCCCACGAGGAAAGUCUCCUACCUUUUUACGGUUAGAACUACUGUUUCCAUCCCCUUGCUAGCAGUGUCUGAGAUGUGAGUUCAGUGUGAAAUUGUGUGUGGGAUUAAUAUUGGCAGUAUCAUUAGGUCAGGUUAGUUGACAAGUUUGGUGUCUCUUCCCACGUCGUGUCCAUGUCAGCCCCGAAGAGGUUCCCCAAGUUGUCUGCAGUGUUUGCUGUGUCCUGUCCAGGUCCAAGGCUUUGUGCUGCUCCUCUCGCCUCCCUUCUACCCCAUCCCUCGCUAGCUGCUGCCCAGCCUGUCUUCCUGCGAAACAGGGUCCCUUGGCUCAACUCGCGUCCCUCUCUCCACCAUCCCCCUUGCUGUAGCGUUGUGAGCCAGCUUACUCUGAACUGUCCCUUUACAAAUAUGCUCAGUCUGAAUAUAUAAAUGGAUUGUCGUAUUUUAUUUCCAGAGGAGAAUAAAUGGCUAUCGCGCGUUCACCGAUUUCCAUGAACUUUAUCCUUUAGCUUAAGCUCUCCAAAAUAUUUCUAGCGUAUGGGUAUGAGUUGCUUUAUUGGGACCAAACUGGGCUUGGCAAUGAAUGAGCAGGGUGCUGGGCCAGUGCUGGAAUUAACUCUUCUUCGUGAGGAAUGGGAGAUCUCUUCUGGUUCCCUGCAGCUGCUUCCAGCUGUGAGUCUUCACCAGCCGGUCUACCCACACCUCCCUCCCCACCCCAAGCGACCUCUCUUCCAGGAAAAUUUCAUCAAUACAUGCGUACCACAAAACGCCGAUGGGCAAGUUACUAAGAGGUUGCAUCUGAACAACUGCAUGGGCGUAACUAGGAAAAAAUGUAGUGGUCAGCAGAGCACUGCGCUUUUGUAUUCUGGGAAAAUAUGAGUGCAAAGAUGAACUGCAAAAUGUUGGUAAUGCUGCCUGGUGGGCACAGCAGUCCUGCAGGCAUGCGUUUGAAGCCAAGCAAUAACGUGCCAAAAACCAAUACACAAAAAAGACGAGUCAAUAAUCACCAGCGCAUCUCAUGGAAAAUAUUUUAGAUUUUCACUUUGCCUUGCUAGGGCAGACUGUAGGCAAUCUGCUAGUUUAAUACUGGUAAUUUAUGCUUUCUUCUGCGUACAAUGCCUAGAUGAUGGUGUGAAUCCUUGUAGGGAUGAUGCAUCUUUCACCAGCAGUAAAACAGAACCAUGCUUUGAGUAGCAAUUAGCAAAUAUUAUGCAUGUGAGUCGUCUCAUAGCAGCCGAGAAAGACUGUUCUUGGUGUCACAUCAGCAUGGAAAAUAAAAGUGUGCUUGGAGUAGCGGUAUGGCAGAGGGUAGAGGGAGAUGAUCCGUGUGCUACCACCCCGCUCUUUUUCUCUGCCCAGUGACUCAGAAUCACAUUGCAUUGGUUGGAUGGUUAACAAGCAAGGAAAUCCAUUUGGGCUAAUAGAAAGAGGGUUCAAACCAGAAAGUACUUUGUCAUUCCCAAGAGUAAGUCUGUAUGGAAAAUAAAAGACCUGUGUUGUAGCCUGGCCAGCUGAAGUAACUCUGAAAUUCAGUUUGUUGCAAGAUGAUGAAUUUUGGGAAACAAGCCAAUUGUCAGCAAACUCUUCCCUGUUGGUUGCAUCUUCUGGGAAGGUUGACAUGGCCAGAACCAUUAAUAAAAGCAGCGAAUGAAAAUGGAAGAGUUACUUGUAGUUUCACUUCAGGAGAUUUCCACUAGGAAUGAUGAGAAUAAGCAUGUUUCAAAAUUGCCAAUACAAAACCCGAGUUGAAGGAGAACCUCACUGCAGGCAAUUUGCAAUGUAGUCCUGGAUUUUGUGUGAGGCUGUGACAUCCACCACUUGGUUGGUGUCUGCCGGCUUUGCGUUGCCUAGGGUACGAGUGCUGGAGUCUGGCCUCAUUUCUGCUGACUUGGUUUGGAAAAAAGAGUGGAAAGAGAGCUGGAGGGACAAGGAGGGGAGUAUCUGUCUUCUCUUCAGAGGAAGAAAACUUUUUUUUGAAUAUACAAGAAGGGAUUGAUGAGAAACAUGGGGAAGGAGGGACCAAAAGAGAAGUAAAAGUUGAUGUAGGUGCUUCACAAGGAAUUCGCAUUCCUAUGUCUGUAAAGCCAAUGUUUUGCUUAACUUUUGCCCAUUUGUUCAUUCUGAGCUCACACGUUUUUCAUAUUGUUGGUGUCCCAUGGCUUUUAGGAAAAUGAACAUUUCCAAAGGCUGUAUAUUUUGCUAGUAUGUAUAGAUAUAUCCAAAUACGAUUCAACAAAAUCGCUAGGCAAACAACCUCAGUUUACUACUGCUACUACCACAUAAGAGCUUGUAAAAUGCACCAUUUGGAGAAGUAUAUUCGAGGGAUUCAGAAGAGGUGAAUAUAUGCUCUAAAGAUAGCACUAGCUUUUAUCUUGAAUUUCAUGACUAUGUUGAAGUGUUAAAGUUAGAAAUGGAAAUCCAAUGAAAAUCAGCGUUGAUGGAAAAUUCAAGUUGGCUGCCACUGGUUUUCAGUUUGAAAACUUGAUGGAAUCUACCAUACCAGUGUUGCAUUACUUAGCUCGGUAUAUGCAAGGUUUGUAUGAAAGUAUAAAUUUUAUUAGCUUAUUAGCUCCAUUGUCUUGUUCUGUGUCUAUCCUUCUGCACCUUUGGAAAAUGAACGCAGUAGGUUACCAAGACAGAGUAAGUCUUUCACACUCAGCUUAUGGAAAUAGCUGCUCUGAAUGAUAGACAACUAAUCAUCAGGGUCCAUGGUCUUCAAAAGUUAAGGGCUACGGUCUGAAGGAAACUCUCCCCUCCUUCUCCCCCCCCCCGCCUUUUUUUUUUGGUAAUGUCUCAACCUCUGCUGGUUUAAUUUUUUUGGUGACUCUGUGAUGCAUAUAAGAGUGGGAUGAGUAUUUUCACUCAUCCCAAAGGUAUGCACAUAGAUUCUUAUCUAAAUGCUGGACACUACCAAGUAUCUCUGGAGUCACUGGAAGCUGCGGUGGUCCGUGGGCCUGCAGGUCAGUUCCUGUACGUUGAAAUGGCUGCAAUGUUCUCUUAGGGGCCUAAAUUAUCCCACUUGAGUCAGUGUAGAUGUUUGAAAGAAAGAAUGAAGUGUUAGAGCUGAAUUUAGCCAAACUGAAAUGAGUAUCAUCCAUUUUUUUGAAACUGAGAUUUAUUAUCUGCUCUGUGCUUUUCUGAGCAGCUGUUCCGUCCCAGAGUUUAUAAUGUGGAUUUUGCAUCAAAUCCUGGCAAGGAAGAUUUUGCAAUGUGAAAUGUAUCUUUAAUCAUUCAGGCUUCUUUAAAGAAGAAAAUGAUGUUAUUACUGAGCCCAGUCACACAGAGAGGACAUUUUUUUUUGCUGUAGCAGAGAGUUUGCUGUAGGUAAGCUUAUGUGUGCGUGUGUCCAUGUUUAAAAGGGUUGCACAUGCAUGCAGGUCUCAUGCAUUACUCUGAUUACUCUGAUUUUUUCUUUUUGCCUUUCUGAUUGAAUGCUGGCGGUUUAGCAUUUUCCACAACUUUGGGGCAAGUUUAGAUUGCUCUGCAAUACAGAAACAAGGAUUUUCCCCUUAUCUGGUCUCUAAAAAAAUUCCCACAGCUAAAAAAACCCACAAACAUUUGGCCAACCUCCGUGUCUAGACUGUCAACAUAAAGUGCAGUGGAUGGGGUGUAGACAGAUACACACUCGCUCAUGAGCUUUGUGGAAAUCCACUCUCGUAUAUACAAACUGGUUUCUGCAUAAAGACUAUGGGUGAUAGUAAGCAUCUGAGCUCAUUAGGAAGAGAAUCACAUCAACCAAGUCCCAUUUGAAAUACUAGACCUCACGUUUUCAUUAGCUUUCUGCUUAGACUGACACUCUCCGGAGUAGAAAUAAAUGACAGUUCUGCCGGCAAAGUCUCUGGCAAUUGUCUGCUGGAAUAUGAGUCUCUCAGAUGCUUCUCAGCAGCUCUGCUACAACAGGCAACCCUGCUGCUGGAGGGUCCUCCUGACAGCACUUCCCUUAGUCCGGUUCGAAAUCAAUAGUUUCAAGUACAUCAAACGCAAGUUUAGACACUGCCCUGAGGAAUUUCAGUAAAACGGAAGAGAAGGAUCCACGUGUCCGUGGUACAUAGAAUCACAUCUGAAGCCUGAGGUUGCGGUCUCAGUAGCACGCUGAAAAGCAUUGGGAGUUUCUGCCCAGAGUUAAAGGGAGAGCGGGUGAACUUUGAAUUCCUGGCUGUCGCAAGCAACAUAAAAACGAUGGGCGCGAAUCAGUCAGCAGCAGAAGAAAACCAACUUGAGGGCUUGUAACAACAACUAAUAUUAUCGUGGCUUUAUUAUUCUUAUAUUUACACUGACUGAGUGUGCUGUACUGUAUGAAGUAAAGCUAGUAUUAGGCUUCCAGGUGUACUGUGGCAUUCAUUUGAGACAUACCAACAGAAGUUUGCAUGUGAAGAAGUCUUACAGUGAUACUAAAGCGAUGUUACCCAGCUGAUCGAGUCCCUUAGGAAUUUAAUGUUUUGCUGUUUUACAUCUCCUGGUUUCCAUGCUGAGUACAAUAAAAUGAAC